AUGAGUGGCAUGCAGUCUCUGCUGCCCUGGCUGCUGCUGCUGCUGCUGCUGCCGCUGCCGGCGCUGCUGGGGCCCGGCCCGGCUGGCGGAGUGGGCCUGCCACCGGCCCGCUGCGCCCCUUGCACUGCAGAGAAGCUGGCCCUGUGCCCGCCGGUGGCGGCUGGCUGCCCCGAGACGGCGCGGCAGCCCGGCUGCGGCUGCUGCCAGAUGUGCGCCCUGGGGCCGGGGCAGCCCUGCGGGGUGUACACAGCCCGCUGCGCCCGCGGGCUCCGCUGCCGUGUCCCGCCGGAGCAGCCCGGCCCGCUGCGCGCCCUGCUCCGGGGCCAGGGCACCUGCCUGCCGCCCACCACCGGCGAGGCCGUCGAGCCCACAGACUCUGUAGAACUGGAGGAUAUAACUUUAGAAAGCACAGAAAUGACCCAGGAUCAGCUGCUGAGCUAUCAGUUGAUGUUUCCCUUCGGCCAGGACAAAUCCAUCCCCUGGAACGCCAUCACUGCCUAUGAAAACAUGAAAGCAAAGAGGAUAUCUGAACUCAAGAAAUGGAGAGAGCAGGGACCAUGCCAGAAGGAGCUCUACCGAGCCCUGUAUAAAUUGGCCAAAGCCCAGCAAAGGAGCGGAGGGGAGAUUUACAAAUUCUACUUGCCCAACUGCAGCAGGAACGGCUUUUACCACAGCAAACAGUGCGAAACGUCGCUGGACGGCGAGUCUGCCGGGUGCUGGUGUGUCUAUCCGACGAGCGGGAAGCGAAUCCCUGGCUCUCCGGAGCUGAAAGGAGACGCCGAAUGCCAACAGGAGCUCAGUUCGCAGGAGUAAAUCCGAACGCGGGCGUUCGCACCACGCUUUCCGAAGGGCCCGAUUGAGCUCUCCGCUGGGAGCCCCUUCAGGAAGGUUGAUACGUGCGCCUGACUUUCGCCGUGGGAAUAACCCCCAAAAGUAGCUUUCGUGCUGCACUGGGAUCACUCAGCUGCUUGAGUGAAGGUCAGAUACGAGCAACUGCAAGAUCAAGUCCUACAGUCUUGUAUAUUAUGUCUGUAUAAUAUUCUAGAUACCCUCAUGUGUAAAGCUGUUGAAUUAUUUAUUUCACAGUAAGUGUAUUUUUGUCUGUGUGUUGUUACUAAUUUAUAUCCUCAAACACUUCAUAACUUUAUAUGUAAAUACUUAAUAUUAUUGAUCUUAAAUGUAUGCAUCCUAUGCUGGGGGAAUGUUGCUACUUAAAACUUCAAAUGGCAUAACUCUAUUGGGAGAAAUGGCUUGUAAACUUGCAUUUUUGUACUAUGUAUUUAUAGAGGUAAAACUGAAUUUGAAAAAAUAGCUUUCAGUAGAGAACAAGCUUAGGAACUUAUUUAAAACCUGUUUUGUUUAUAUAUCAUGUUGCUUUUGCACCUCUGUUUCAAUGUCAAACUGUUUCUUAAAAAAGAAAGUCUAAACCUGGAUUAUACACUGAAGCAUCCAAUGGGACAAUAUUUGUUUCUGUUUUCCAAACAUAUGCACUGGCUAUAUGGUAAAACACAGCAGGAUAUUCUGUGCGACCUUUGACAGGUGUAAAUUGGUCACAUGUUGACAUUAUCAGGUUAUUUAAGAU
Molecule: messenger RNA, 1582 nt
Organism: Rhea pennata
Lineage: Eukaryota; Metazoa; Chordata; Aves; Rheiformes; Rheidae
Gene: IGFBP1
Product: insulin like growth factor binding protein 1
Exons: 4
Coding region: 1-813 (270 amino acids)
Biological process (GO): regulation of insulin-like growth factor receptor signaling pathway
Cellular component (GO): extracellular region
Molecular function (GO): insulin-like growth factor I binding; insulin-like growth factor II binding
Source: RefSeq, a predicted model, not a curated record